Messenger RNA from Cyprinodon tularosa, 2273 nucleotides. It is a transcript of the gene mvk, whose product is annotated as mevalonate kinase. Gene Ontology annotation, molecular function: mevalonate kinase activity; ATP binding. The record is from RefSeq and is a predicted model, not a curated record. The transcript has 11 exons. Gene Ontology annotation, cellular component: cytoplasm. NCBI's taxonomy places the organism in Eukaryota, Metazoa, Chordata, Actinopteri, Cyprinodontiformes, Cyprinodontidae. Gene Ontology annotation, biological process: isoprenoid biosynthetic process; cholesterol biosynthetic process. Bases 208 to 1401 code for a protein of 397 amino acids.
GUUGAAGUAGCAGCUACAAUGAUUGGAUGCUGGGGAUGGAGGUAGAGUAGAGCAUCUGUGUAAACUGUUUAUCAGCUGGGGGUGUACAGAGCGUUAGAGUUAGAUUUAAUCACAGUCCGGAUUAUCGACAGCUAAGCCUGUCAGUGUGACACUUUGAGUGAACAGCUGAACUUGGAAAGGCUUCACAGCCUGGAAACCAGCAGGAAGAUGCAGGUGAGGGACUGUCUGAUUUCUGCCCCCGGGAAAGCGAUCCUCCACGGAGAACAUGCUGUUGUUCACGGGAAGGUGGCUCUUGCUGUAAGUUUAAACCUGAGAACAUAUUUGCAAUUGAAGGCGAAAGAUGAUGGCAAAGUUUCCAUUAAGCUGCCUAAUAUCGAGACCUUCGUCAGCUGGGAGCUCUCCGAACUAAAGCAGCUGAUCCCCUGUUUUAGUGAUAAAAAAGAAGAGGUACAACGUCUGGAUCCUGAACUAGUGAAGAGACUGCGUGAAUUUAUGGGUGUGAACAAUGGAAAUUUGGACAGCAGUACUACAGCCACCUUAGCCUUCCUCUACAUCUACCUAUCACUUUUUGGAUCAGGAGAGAUGCCCAGUCUGACAGUGUCUGUGUGGUCAGAGCUGCCGACCGGAGCAGGGCUGGGCUCAAGUGCUGCAUACUCUGUGUGUUUAGCUGCAGCUCUUCUCUGUGUGAGUGGAAAGAUUCCCGCUCCUCUCAAAGAUGGGGAGCAGACUGCCAGAUGGUGUCAAGAGGAUCUGGAGCUCAUCAACAGUUGGGCCUUUCAAGGGGAGAAGAUCAUCCAUGGAAAUCCCUCAGGAGUAGACAACGCUGUAGGAACAUGGGGUGGUAUGCUGAGAUUUCUAGCUGGAAAGAUAAUACCCCUGAGCAGGGUGCCGCUCUUAAGAAUCCUCCUCACCAACACCAAAGUACCACGGAGCACCAAGGUACUCGUUGCCAGGGUGAAGGACAAAAUUAACAAGUUUCCUUCUAUCAUGAUUCCUGUACUGGAUUCAGUUGAUGCCAUUUCUUGCACCUGUGAAAAAGUCCUAACAGAGAUGACUUGUGAGCCUAUCACAGGAGAGCACUAUAAUAUUUUAGAGGAGCUGAUUGACAUCAACCAACAUCAUCUGAAUGUGAUGGGUGUAGGACAUCCUUCUUUAGACAUAUUGUGCAAGGUUACAGCUGCCAGAGGGCUUCAUAGCAAGCUUACAGGAGCAGGUGGAGGAGGCUGUGGCAUUACGCUCCUGAGACCAGAGACUGAUUUAGUGACUGUCCAGGGUACGGUGAAGGACCUGAGAGACUGCGGCUUUGACUGCUGGGAAACAAGUAUUGGUGGACCAGGUGUGCAGCAGCACUUCCCCUUCUCUGUUAAAGAGGAAAUUCUGGAGGUUUUAAAUCGGUAUUGAGGCCUACUGGUUGCUGAGAACAAAGAUUGAUUCAUACACUGUUGGACUUUUAUUUGAUGCCUGAAAAGCUGUGAUAUACUGAACUAAUUAUGUUGCUUGAGAUUACCCAAGUAAAGAAAACAAAAACAUUGUUUACAAUCAAUUGUAUUGACUGAAUUUUAAUUGUUUUUUAAGUUUAUUAUUAUUUUUUUAACUUUGCAAAAUCAUAUGUAGAACUGUAGCCUAACACUAGAGGGCAGCAGAGUGGUAGAAAUGUUUUUUUUUUUUAUAAAUCAGGAAAAGGAAUCUGAAACUAAUAUUUAGAUAGAUUAGUUUAAUAUUAAAUUGGGAAUUCUGAAUUUAAAAAAAAUCUGCUUUAAUGACCUUGAUUUUUUAUUUUCUGUGAAAGCUACAAGAAUGUUUGUAAAUCCAAACAAGGCAUUUAUUCAGAUAAUUGAUGCAUGGAAGAAUAAAUAUAAACAACUUGUCCAAAAAAUAUAGUUGUAUUUAUGUUCGGUUUUAUUUUCAAGUAAAACCUGCAGAUACCAACUCUUUUGGCUGUUUUAUCUUUUCAGUUAAAGACUAACAGGUUGUGUUGUUUUGCUAAUGAAGGUUGGAGAAAGGAGGACAGCAGGCGUGCGGGGCCUCUCUGGAGGAUGUGGAUUAGCAUCACUGUGCUGUGAAUAAACAACAAACAGCGUCCCUCUGAGUUACACAUUUGUGCUGACAGACACACUACAGCUUUUCCAAAUUCUCCUCCACUUAAUCGUUCAUCCUCCUAAGCAUUGCAAAAUAUGCUGCAAAUGGCGCAGAUGCAGAGGACUGAUCUGUCUGGAACACCCCCUGAUUUAGGGAAAAGGUCAUUGUGGGAAUUGGAUGAGGUUGUUUACCAU